AUGGCAAAUUUCGAUGUGCAGAAUGUUUCCGAAUCACCACUCUUUUCAACCGUUUUCUUCACAGAUUAUCCAGCCUCCUUCACAAACAUUUCUAUUAAUCCUACUGAUGUUGUAGAUAGUUCUUCGACGGUGAAGAAUAUCAACGGAAUACUGUGGCCAAUCCUGUUCACCGCUAUGAUCAUUGUGGCGAACUCUCUUAGUCUUAUAGCAUUCAGCAUUGAGAAAAGACUUCGCACCUACAACAACUACUUUAUCAUAAACCUGGCCAUUCUGGACUUCUUCGACGGGUUGUUUCUGAUUCCACAGGUAGUUCAUACCCACGUCGGAUACUACCCUUUCUCACAUAAGGUGUGCAGGGUGAUGUCAGCAGUGCAGGCUGGGUUUCUGACCGCUUCGAACCUCGCCGUGGUCGUGAUCUGCGCCGACCGACAUCGUGCUACCUACGAUCCCAUCAACCAUUUCAUAUCACGAAGCAAGCGAAUGGCUGUCAUGAAGAAUCUUAUCCCGUGGGUGGUGUCCCUAGGGUUCUGGCUCCUCUACAUCACCACACCUGAAUUCAUCAUCAACUUUGACAAUGACCGCCAUUGCACCCACUGGUUUCGUGCCAGGCCGUUCGCCACCACAGUGACGUUCAUCGUUUACUUCUAUCUACCAUUCUGUUUGAUCGUCGUGCUCUACAUCAGAAUCGUCUUGAAGAUCCGGUCUUCGUUCGCGGGCAAGGAGAUUUCGAAACAGUUUGCGAUGACAAGACGGAAGGAAGGAAGCACCCCAUCACCUCGAAAUGAGAUGGCAUCAUCAUCAUGCAGCACAUUCACCACCAACACAAACUCGUCAUCAUCGGAGAGCCCUGGUAAUGAGUUGAAGAGGAAGGAUAUCAAUGACAUCCCAGUGAAUUCAAAAAAUAAUCAGCGUGAGGCGGCCACCGAGACGAGCAAGGCAACCAAAACACUUCUAUUGAUUGUGAUCGCAUUUGUGGUGUCAUGGCUGCCACAGAGUAUCAUGAUCCUCAUUUACUCUGUCGAACCCGUGCUUGUGAUUCACGGCCUACCAAGAUCAGUCCGGCUGUUCUUCGGAUGGAUGACGUAUCUCAACAGCCUUCUCAACCCUAUAUCGUAUGCCGUGUCGCAGCCGCUGUUCAAAUCGACCAUAAUGAAGAUGUUCUUGUUGAGGCGAAAGUAACGGAGGCGAAAGUAAUGGAGCGUUGUGGCCCAGUGGAUUAGUCUUCGGACUUUGAAACAGAGGGUCGUGGGUUCGAAUCCCAGCCAUGGCGUAAUUUCCUUCGGCAAGAAAUUUAUCCACAUUGUGCCGCACUCGACCCAGGUGAGGUGAAUGGGUACCCGUUAGGAAGAAAUUCCUCGAAUGCUCGAGCGCCCGAUCUAGGUAGCCGUGAUAAAGCCGGGGUAAUAAUAAGAGCCGGGCCCGCUGGGAGAACAGUUUUCGGAACUGAAGUGGCUACCCUGGGUAAAUAUGCCGUUGUAUUAUUAUUAUUAUUAGUAGUAGUAGUAGUAGUAGUAGUAGUAGUAAUAUGGUUUUGAAACCUACGAGUUAGGCAAAAUUCAAUGCCGUUCCUUUGACUUUUAAUGGAUGAAUGACUCAAACAAUAUUAAAAUAAUUCAGUCACCCCCUUCAUUC
Molecule: messenger RNA, 1632 nt
Organism: Lytechinus pictus (painted urchin)
Lineage: Eukaryota; Metazoa; Echinodermata; Echinoidea; Temnopleuroida; Toxopneustidae
Product: muscarinic acetylcholine receptor M3-like
Exons: 2
Coding region: 1-1179 (392 amino acids)
Biological process (GO): adenylate cyclase-activating adrenergic receptor signaling pathway
Cellular component (GO): plasma membrane
Molecular function (GO): G protein-coupled receptor activity; dopamine neurotransmitter receptor activity, coupled via Gi/Go
Source: RefSeq, a predicted model, not a curated record